Molecule: messenger RNA, 2075 nt
Organism: Lutra lutra (Eurasian river otter)
Lineage: Eukaryota; Metazoa; Chordata; Mammalia; Carnivora; Mustelidae
Gene: IL36G
Product: interleukin 36 gamma
Exons: 7
Coding region: 326-919 (197 amino acids)
Biological process (GO): cytokine-mediated signaling pathway; cellular response to lipopolysaccharide; positive regulation of gene expression
Molecular function (GO): cytokine activity
Source: RefSeq, a predicted model, not a curated record
GGACCCUGGGAUCAUGACCUGAGCCGAAGGCAGACACUUAAUGACUGAGACAACCAGUGUGGAAAAUGGCAGGCAAUGGAUGAUGACGUAACGCCUAAUAACCCAAGGCGCUAUUUAUUACUGGGUAAAGGAAUGCUGCUGUUACGUUUGCAUUCACACUCCCAAACUGAUUCUUCAAAGUAAGGACCAGACCUGGCCCCUCCACAUCAGAGAUCCCAAAGGGAGAAGACAAGCCGAGCUCCAGGAACCACAGCACGUGGGGAUCACUGGCUCAGGUCCUGCCUUUCAUCCCAGGCUCUUGCUGAGUCAUUUCAUUGUGUUAAAAAUGUCAUUUUUGAAGGACUUAGGUGUGAAAACGGAGUCUGAAGACCUGGGAAGAGAUGAGCCCCAGUGCUGCUCAGAAGACUUCACCAGAAGCCUCUCGGAGCCAGACAUGAACCUCCCCACAAUGAGUUCUCCCUAUUCACUGAAUCAACCUCAUACUGGGGAGGUAUCCGACUUGAAUCAGCAGGUGUGGGUCCUUCAGGGUCAGACCAUUGUGACAGUUCCACGGAGUAACAGUGUGACCCCAGUCACCGUCACUGUUGUCCCAUGCAAGUACCCAGAAUCGCUCGAGCAAGGCAGAGGGGUUCCCAUUUACUUGGGAAUAGAGAAUCCAGAAAUGUGUUUGUCUUGUGAGGACAUUGAAGGGCAGCCCACAUUGCAACUGAAGGAGGAGAAGAUCUUGCGUCUGUACAAUGAAGUGGAGCCCGUGGAUCCCUUCCUCUUCUACCGCUUAGAGAUUCACAGUACCUCCACCUUUGAGUCUGUGGCCUUCCCUGGCUGGUUCAUUGCCUCCUCUGACAGAGGCCACCCCAUCUUCCUCACUUCACACAAGGGGGAAAAUAAUGUUAACUUCAAUUUAAGUAUCAAUGCUUGAACUCAGGCUGGAGGGGAUAUCCUGGUCAGAGGUCUUUGUGUUAAAUUUUGUAGUUACCAGCAUGUUUUCCUCUAUACUAUCUCAGUGUCAUUUCACAUCAAUGCUCAGAGGUGGGCAGGACCCUGUUAUCACCGUACUUUAUGAAUGACUUCAUGGCAACUGAGGCAUAGAAUGUGGGCUCAAACAUAGAAGGGAGGGGUGAUGAAAGGUUCUCCUUUCAGGCUGAAGCUGUUCAUCCCACAGCCAUCCCACAGUGUGAGUAUGAGGAUGUUGGGACCCAAAGACAUUAGGGCAUUCCCUGGGGGUGGAUAUGGAGAAGGUUGGAGCUCAUGAAUCUUACCCAGAAUUGGGUAACUAGCACGGAACUGAUUGUUUUUUGUUUUGUUUUGUUUCCUUUCCUAUUUGGAUUACAUUUUCCAUAUAGUUUGUAUGUUGCCAGUAUAUCUCAAGUUGUAUUAUGUAUGCUUUUAAGGGUUAAAGAACUUUUAAAGAUAAAGAUUCUUAAUAAUAGUUAAAUUACUUUUUCCCAAUUUUAAUAUGUAAACAUAAAGCCAAAUAUAAACUUCAUGUGUUUAUACAAUAAGAAAGCUAAAACUUAAGAUAUAAAAUGAAAUAGCAAACAUAGUAAACUGAAAUUAGCAAGAAUAAUUGAAUGAGGAUGGCUGGGUGGGUGAGCCUGGGACUGGGGCUUAGCUGGGGGGAGGAGAACCCCUGUUGCGGGUGAUAGACUAGGGGUGAGAUGAUGCAUGUAAAAGAGAACUAUUAUUUCACUACUUUCUGUAUAGCCUCACAGCCCUGAUUUCUUUGCCUCUUCUAGACUUUUCUUUUUAGGCAUACUCACCAUCCACAUAAUCCUUUAAAAACUGCAGGAAAGGUCCAUUUCUUUGGAACAGAGAGCCUACCUUUUCCAGCAGCCAUGCUACAGAUGAUGAAUUUUAAUGAAAUCGAUGAAAUUAAAGCCUUGAUUGUGGGUACAAUUGUAGAAAGAUGUAGCUCAGAUCUGGUUCUGUGUAUAAUACUUUUCUUAUUUUGACUCUGUUAUUACAAAUGCAGAAAAUUCUGUUUGCUUAAGUACAAUUUCCAAAAUAGCACCAGUAAAUUAAAUUUGUUUUUUUUCCUACUUUUGGACAAUCAGAACACAUACUCUUCUAGGCAG